CUACUCCAAAAAUUGUACCAGGGGUCUGUGGUGGGUUUGGGGCUCAACAACUACCUUACCGUUCUGUUUUACAUCAAAGCUCGUGGUAAAUGGCGUUUGGUGUUCCAGGAGGCCGUGGCGGCUUCGGCGGCGGUAGGGGUCGCGGCGGUGGAGGUGACCGGGGUGGAAGGGGCGGGUUCCGCGGAGGACGAGGAGGAGCAAGGGGCGGCGUACAAAAGGGCGGUCGCGGUGGUCGCGGUGGACCUCCUGGCCGAGGCGGCGCUCGUGGAGGACGUGGUGCCGGACGCGGUGGAAGAGGAGGUGCAAGGGGCGGCGCUAACGUUGUGCUCGAACCGCACAGGCAUCCCGGCGUUUUCCUCGCUAAGGGCAAGGAGCACAUGCUUGUCACGAAGAACCUCGUCCCUGGAGAAUCCGUCUACGGCGAGAAGAGAAUAUCUAUCGACGGCGGCGUAGACGGCACCAAGGUCGAGUACCGCGUCUGGAACCCCUUCCGGUCCAAGUUGGCCGCUGGCGUUUUGGGCGGUUUGGACCACAUAUACAUUGCACCCGGCAAGAAGGUGCUUUACCUUGGUGCUGCCAGCGGAACCAGUGUCAGCCACGUCGCAGACAUCGUUGGUCCCGAGGGCAUCGUCUAUGCCGUUGAGUUCUCGCCUCGCUCAGGUCGCGACCUAAUCAACAUGGCGAAGAAGCGCACCAAUGUCAUUCCUAUUGUGGAGGACGCGCGUGCGCCCCAAAAAUACCGUAUGCUGCUCUCGAGCGUCGACGCCAUCUUCGCCGACGUCGCACAACCCGACCAAGCCCGUAUCGUGGCGCUCAACGCAGAGAACUUCCUCAAAAACGGGGGCCAUGCUAUCAUCUCCAUCAAAGCCAACUGCAUCGAUUCCACCGCUCCGGCCGCGGAGGUCUUCGCAUCGGAAGUGCAGGUUCUGCGGAAGUUCCACUUCAAGCCCAUCGAGCAGGUGACGCUUGAGCCUUACGAGCGUGACCACGCGAUGGUUACAGCUCAGUACCAGCGACACGCAUGAAAACGUUAAUCAUCAAUGCUCUGUGUAUGGACGUGGCCGGUACCAUAUAUUUUCUGCUGUGUAGUCUAAUUUUCGCUCUCAUGUGUCAUGUUAUUACCUUCUGUUCGUCCAUGCUCACGAUGCAUGUAUGGGUUGUCCGCGUCUGCAAUAUCAAUCCGGCCGCGUUAUUUUG
This is a messenger RNA of Punctularia strigosozonata HHB-11173 SS5, 1197 nucleotides long. RefSeq names its product Fibrillarin. The record is from RefSeq and is a predicted model, not a curated record. Gene Ontology annotation, cellular component: nucleolus; box C/D methylation guide snoRNP complex; small-subunit processome. Gene Ontology annotation, molecular function: histone H2AQ104 methyltransferase activity; rRNA methyltransferase activity; RNA binding. The coding region runs from base 90 to 1025 and encodes 311 amino acids. Gene Ontology annotation, biological process: rRNA methylation; box C/D sno(s)RNA 3'-end processing. NCBI's taxonomy places the organism in Eukaryota, Fungi, Basidiomycota, Agaricomycetes, Corticiales, Punctulariaceae. The transcript has 6 exons.